AAAUUUAUACCUUUCAUUCCCUCCGGCUUCUGUGGUGACGCCCUACUCUACCCACUAUUGAUUAUUUUUACACUGGUAAUUUUUAUUUUAAACUUGGGCUUUACCGUUUUGUUUACCAUACACUUAGUAUGGGAGUACUGUCGCACUCCCUAAAAAAAGCAUACGUACUAUACGAGGAAGUAGCAUACUUAUCUAAACUAUUCGCCACCUGUCGCACAUAUGUCACAUUCGCCCCUGGUUUCCUCAUUGCUACUAGUCCGGUGGAGCCUUAUGGCUGGCUUCCGUCAAUAUGUGACCAUUCCAUUUUAUUCUAGCAUCCUGGGAUUUGUUUUUACUUUAUUGUUAGGAUUCUAUCCGGUCCUGGAACCUUGCGUUAUUUAAUCUUAUUUGCCGCAGCAGCUAAUAAUUAGCCUGUUUCCUAUUGUGACACCCUAGCUAUAUAAUUAUUGGCAGUCUACUAGUUGCCACCAUCGUAAUCUAUUUAUAGACAGACUGUAUCCCGACAAGUUCACAGGGACACUGUGCCAUAAUACGACCUACGUGGCAGAAAAUAAUCCCUGUUCUACGUCGCUUCGCUAUUGACAUAUUAAAGCAGAAAAGCACUGAUGUGCCAGCUCCCAAGCGAGUUUAAAUAAUUACAGAGCUUGUAUCUCUUCCACUAGUGGUCAGUAAGCGGA
Molecule: messenger RNA, 677 nt
Organism: Babjeviella inositovora NRRL Y-12698
Lineage: Eukaryota; Fungi; Ascomycota; Pichiomycetes; Serinales
Exons: 1
Coding region: 129-314 (61 amino acids)
Source: RefSeq, a predicted model, not a curated record